AUGUACUGCAAUUCGCAAAAUAAUGAUUCUGUCCCCUACGCGAGCUGUUGUCAUUCUCUCGGCAAAGCUAGUGUUGGUGCACUAGCACUCAAAGAACUUACUUCGGCUGACUUUCAUUAUCACGGCAAACCAGUCAUUGUCAAUAUAACCAUCAGUGGUCUGAUUAUCCGCUCUAUUGAUGAAUCUGACAUGUCAUUUUCGGUGAUCACCGAACUGUGGCAGAGUUGGAACGAUAAACGACUCAAUUAUCCUCCAUGGGCACCAGGCGCUUAUCAGGUCCUAGACUCUAUGUGGAAAAAGAAAUUGUGGAAUCCUAUGCUCUACUUCGUCAAUUCUGUCGACGGCAAAGUGGAUGAAAUCAUCACGCCCAGCAGUUUCUUCUGGCUGACUAAGCAGAGCAACGUCUUCUACUUCUGCAGGAUAGUGGUAAAGCUGAUAUGCGAAAUGGACUUGAAACUAUAUCCUCACGACGAACAGAAGUGUGGAAUAAAAUUGUCUUCAGCCAUCUUCAACUCCAAACAAGUGAUACUUCGAUGGAACUCUCCCAGCAACAAACUGAAACAGUUUUCCAGCUUGCAACAAUUCAAAAUCAUCAACGUAGAAAUGAAGGAAUGCAUUUUGUUAUCCAACGCAAACAACAACAUGUCCUGCUUGGAGAAAACGAUUCUGCUUCACCGUAGAGGUGGUUACUACCUUAUCAACAUCUACAUCCCUACCGUCCUCAUUGUCAUCAUGUCUAUGCUGACCUUCUGGAUUCCUCCGGAAGCCGUGCCAGCGAGGGUCACUCUUGGGGUCACGAGCCUCUUGACCAUCAUCACCAAACAGUAUCAGGCAUCCAUGCCUAAUGUGUCGUACAUCGUGGCAAUGAACAUCUGGCUCUCUUCCUGUGUCGCUUUCGUCUUCUUUAGUCUGCUUGAAUUUGCAAUUGUGAUUGCGAUGAAUACGAAGACAAAGACCCAAAGUUCGCUACCGGGAGACAAAGAUUUCGUCUUGCCAUUGGUCAUGUUGAAAGCGAAUGGAACGUGGUCAAUGAAAAACAGCUGGGGCAUGAAGCCAGGACAGGAAAGCAACAAGACGUCCAGGCGAAUAGAUUUCUUUUCCAGAAUAUUUUUCCCACUUUCGUUCGUCGUCUUUUGCAUAAGCUAUUGGAGAUGCUACAGUUGACGAUUUUAUGUCGGUGUUUUGUA
Molecule: messenger RNA, 1187 nt
Organism: Uloborus diversus
Lineage: Eukaryota; Metazoa; Arthropoda; Arachnida; Araneae; Uloboridae
Product: glutamate-gated chloride channel alpha-like
Exons: 7
Coding region: 1-1164 (387 amino acids)
Biological process (GO): chemical synaptic transmission; regulation of membrane potential; signal transduction
Cellular component (GO): membrane; neuron projection; synapse
Molecular function (GO): chloride channel activity; extracellular ligand-gated monoatomic ion channel activity; transmembrane signaling receptor activity
Source: RefSeq, a predicted model, not a curated record